AUGACUGAUCCAUAUUAUAGGCCACAUUAUCAAUAUGAUCCGAAUCAGACCGUCGAGUAUUAUGAGCGCGAGUAUGCUGUGAUGCAACAGCAGAAAUCGGUUGCGACUAAAAUGUUGGAAGAUGGUGGUGCAGCUUCCAAUGCCGCAGACUUUUUCGAAUGGGCUGUUGACAAAUAUACUUCCAAUCUCCUCAUUUACGCCGUCGAUCACACGGCCAGAUACACGUACUCGGAGCUCGACCAAUGUGCAAAUCGAAUCGCGCAUUGGGCUAUACAUCAAAACCUCGCUCCAUCAUCCGUAGUUUGCUUGCUCAUGGAAAACAGACCCGAGUACCUGUGUUUGACGAUGGGCUUGGCCAAAGCUGGACUCUGCAUCGCACUCAUAAACACGAAUUUGACUGGUGAUUUGCUGCGGCAUGCUAUUACUACUGCUAAUGCAACGUGCAUUAUUAUAUCAACUGCCAAGAAAUCGAAUUGGGAGUCUAUUGAAUCUCAUGAGGAUGGUGGUGUCGAUGUAUGGUGGUAUGCUGGGCAAGGAUUUGAUGUUCCUGUCUUGGCUGAUUCGUGGUUUCAGAAACGGUUGGAUGGUGGAAGGCAUAAGAUGCUGGAUGCGUCGUUGUUGAAUUCGUAUAGUCAUGAACGUGUGCCAAGGACUCGACGUGAGGGUGUCAACGUCAGGGAUCCAUUGUACUAUAUAUUUACGUCUGGCACGACUGGACCUUCUAAAGCUGCCAAAUUCUCCCACAAGAGAUGGAUUGGAUGUGCUUUGACGUGGUCUGGACCUAGUGGAUUGAAAGAAGGAGAUCGAUACUACAUAAGUUUGCCUUUAUAUCAUGGAAACGCUGGUGCUGUGGCAAUGGCUCCUUGUAUCUUACUUGGAAAUACCGUCGUGUUACGUGAAAAGUUCUCAGCUAGCAGCUUCUUCAAGGACGUGCGAGAGCAUCAAUGUGUGGCUACCGUUUAUGUCGGUGAAUUAUGGAGAUAUCUUCACCUUCAACAACCUCAACCAACGGAAGGAACUCCGCAAUUCUCUCCAUUACGAGUCAUCAUCGGCAACGGUUUACGCUCUGAUCUCUUUGAGUCUAUUACGAAACGCUUCCAUAUAACCCAAGUAGUCGAACAUUACGGGGCAACUGAAAUGCCAGGCGAUGCCAUACAAAACUACUUUAACAAACCGGGAUCUUGUGGCUUCUUACCAAAGAGUGUCGCUACGGCAAAAGCAUCGAGUGGUGAAGGUGGUAUACUGGUGCAGUAUGAUGUUGAGAACGAUGCGGUUGUACGGGUUAAUGGACGGUGUGUUGUUGCGUCUUCAGGUGAAACUGGAGAAAUGAUAAUGAGAUUGCCUGAUGGGAAAUAUGAUGGGUACGUGGGUGAUGCUGUUACGAGACGGAAGCUGUAUACGGAUGUGUUUGCGGAGGGCGACUGUUGGUGGAGUUCUGGGGAUUUGCUUACAGUGGAUGAUCAAGGGUUCUUUUAUUUCCAAGAUCGUGGUGGCGACUCUAUGAGGUGGAAGUCAGAAAACAUCAGCUCCAACGAUGUUGGACAAGUCGUUGGCGCAUACCCACAUAUACGAGAAGCCAAUGUCUAUGGCAUCAAAAUACCAAACACGGAUGGUCGUGCUCCUAUGGCUUCUGUACUCCUCAAUCCAGACUCAACCGUCUUCAACUUUGAAGACUUUACCCUCCACAUCCAAAAGAAUCUGCCCUCAUACUCCCGUCCAUUAUUUUUACGCUUUCGAGCAGUAGAGCAUGACAAGACGUCAACGCUAAAGUUUCAGAAAUUCAAGUAUGCCCAACAGGGGUAUGAUCCUUCAAGAACUGAAGGUGAUGAUGUGUAUUUGUGGGAAGGGAAGUCGUGGAUUCAAGUUAAUGACGAGGUUGUGAGGAAUAUUAAUGAUGGCAGGUAUAGGUUUUAA
Synchytrium microbalum is the source of this 1914-nucleotide messenger RNA. RefSeq lists its product as uncharacterized. Lineage: Eukaryota; Fungi; Chytridiomycota; Chytridiomycetes; Synchytriales; Synchytriaceae. The transcript is spliced from 7 exons. The record is from RefSeq and is a predicted model, not a curated record. Gene Ontology annotation, molecular function: long-chain fatty acid transmembrane transporter activity; long-chain fatty acid-CoA ligase activity. Bases 1 to 1914 code for a protein of 637 amino acids.